Messenger RNA from Lemur catta (Ring-tailed lemur), 4862 nucleotides. RefSeq names its product ankyrin repeat domain 13C (gene ANKRD13C). Lineage: Eukaryota; Metazoa; Chordata; Mammalia; Primates; Lemuridae. Gene Ontology annotation, cellular component: cytoplasm. The record is from RefSeq and is a predicted model, not a curated record. Gene Ontology annotation, molecular function: protein binding. The transcript is spliced from 13 exons. Bases 590 to 2230 code for a protein of 546 amino acids.
GGUCGGAGGGUUUAAGUGAUUGUUUAUAACGUGCACGGAACGUCUCCAACACAGCUAAGAUUUCAGACCGCGUACAAGAAGCGCAGCCGGUGUGAGCACUGUGUCUCGAUCGGCUGGCUCCAAGACUCCAGCCUCCAGCGGAAACACGCUGCCCGGGAGGCGCCGGCGCCAGGAGACUCUGGGAAAAGAAGGUGCGAGGGAAGGAGCGCGCAGCUCACUUAUCGCGGUGUUUCCUCCCUCUUCGCUCCCGGGGGAGCUCUCGCGAGAGGAGCAAGGGGAAGAUGGCCGUGCCCUGUUUUUCGGUGUGAGGUAGUGGAGGUGGCGGCUGUGGCGGCUGGACUGGGAUUCUAGUGUCGUGCGUACCUGAGCUCUAGCUCCCCCCAGCGAGCGCGCGUCCCUUUGGGCCUAGGCGAGAGGCAGCUCUUCUUCCUCCGGGAGAUGCGUUUGUCCCGGGCUCGGAGGUGCUCUGGGAGUUCAUGCUGCGCUGGAGGCUCCUGGCCACCGCUCUAAUCGCCUUGUGCCGCCGCAGCGCCAGCUCCGUCGCCGGCGGUGAGCCUCCCGGAUCCCCCCCCCGCCCCUGGCGGCGGCGAUGACCGGGGAGAAGAUCCGCUCACUGCGGAGGGACCACAAGCCCAGCAAAGAAGAGGGGGACCUGCUGGAGCCCGGAGAUGAGGAAGCGGCGGCUGCCCUCGGCGGCACCUUUACCGGAGGCAGGAUUGGCACAGGCAGCAGCGGCAAGGGCGGUAAAGCCUGUCACAGGCUCUUCAGUAACCAUCACCACCGGCUGCAGCUGAAGGCAGCUCCGGCCUCCUCCAAUCCCCCCGGCGCCCCGGCCCUGCCGCUGCACAAUUCCUCCGUGACUACCACCUCCCAGUCCCCGGCUCUUCUAGCCGGCACCAACCCCGUUGCUGUCGUCGCAGAUGGAGGCAGUUGCCCCGUACACUACCCGGUGCACGAGUGCGUCUUCAAGGGAGAUGUGAGGAGACUGUCCUCUCUCAUCCGCACACACAAUAUCGGGCAGAAAGAUAAUCACGGAAACACUCCUUUACAUCUUGCUGUGAUGUUAGGAAAUAAAGAAUGUGCCCAUUUACUUUUGGCUCACAAUGCUCCAGUAAAGGUGAAAAAUGCUCAGGGAUGGAGCCCUCUGGCGGAAGCCAUCAGCUAUGGAGAUAGACAGAUGAUUACAGCUCUUUUAAGGAAGCUUAAGCAGCAAUCCAGGGAAAGUGUUGAAGAAAAACGACCUCGAUUACUAAAAGCCCUGAAAGAGCUAGGUGACUUUUAUCUAGAACUUCACUGGGAUUUUCAAAGCUGGGUGCCUUUACUUUCCCGAAUUCUGCCUUCUGAUGCAUGUAAAAUAUACAAACAAGGUAUCAAUAUCAGGCUUGACACAACUCUCAUAGACUUUACUGACAUGAAGUGCCAACGAGGGGAUUUAAGCUUCAUUUUCAAUGGGGAUGCGGCACCCUCUGAAUCUUUUGUAGUAUUAGACAAUGAACAAAAAGUUUAUCAGCGAAUACACCAUGAGGAAUCAGAGAUGGAAACUGAAGAAGAGGUUGACAUUUUAAUGAGCAGUGACAUUUACUCUGCAACUUUAUCAACCAAGUCAAUUUCUUUCACACGUGCCCAAACAGGAUGGCUUUUUCGAGAAGAUAAAACAGAAAGAGUAGGAAACUUUUUGGCAGACUUUUAUCUGGUGAAUGGACUUGUUUUAGAAUCAAGGAAAAGAAGAGAACAUCUCAGUGAAGAGGAUAUUCUUCGAAAUAAAGCCAUCAUGGAGAGUUUGAGUAAAGGUGGAAACAUAAUGGAACAGAAUUUUGAGCCGGUUCGAAGACAGUCCCUUACCCCGCCUCCUCAGAACACUAUUACAUGGGAAGAAUAUAUAUCUGCUGAAAAUGGAAAAGCUCCUCAUCUGGGUAGAGAGUUGGUGUGCAAAGAGAGUAAGAAAACGUUUAAAGCCACAAUAGCCAUGAGCCAGGAAUUUCCCUUAGGGAUUGAGUUAUUAUUGAAUGUUUUAGAAGUAAUAGCUCCCUUCAAGCACUUUAACAAGCUUAGAGAAUUUGUUCAGAUGAAGCUUCCUCCAGGAUUUCCUGUAAAAUUAGAUAUACCCGUGUUUCCCACGAUCACAGCCACUGUGACUUUUCAGGAGUUUCGCUAUGAUGAGUUUGAUGGCUCCAUCUUUACUAUACCUGAUGACUACAAGGAAGACCCAAGCCGUUUUCCUGAUCUUUAACUGACAUGGAAAAUGAUACCAUCUAACCAAGGAAGGAGAAUGCAGAGACCCCAAAAGUGAAUCCGAAUAGAAGGGACAAAUGCUUUCAGCGAAGAAAAGGGAAUUACACAUUGAAUCGACACAUCAGUAAUAUGAUAUAAUGAAAUGGGCCUCUAAUAAGAAUUUAGCAAGUUUCCUGAUGUGCCAUUUUCAGUCUUUUAAAAAUAUAUACAUAUUAUAAACAUAAUAGUUUGACACGUUAAUGACCCUAAGACCUUCGUAUGUAAAGCAGCUAUGAGUGCUGUGAUUUGUUUUUAAAAAUUUUUACACUUCUUGUUGAAAUAUAUAUGCAUAUAAAUAUAUCUAUAUCUAUAUCUAUAUCUAUAUCUAAAACACUCCUGGACCAUUAACAUAAAUUAAAUGUCUUAAGAGAUAUGAAGCCCUUUUAAACUUGUCAUCUUAUAUUCAAGGUGACAUUUAUAAAUAUUCCUUCAAGCUUUGUUUUCAUAAAAUGUAAACUAUGUAACAUUAUGUAUAUAUAGUUCAGUAAUUUGAAUGUUUGUUCAAUAUAAUGAACUAGAAGGAAUGCAAUUUUCUGUAGAUGAAUGAACCAAAUGGUAACCAUUAAACAAUUGCAUUUAUAUGUUGCAAUACAUUUCAGAAGGAGCGUUCACUCUGCAGGGAAUAAGGUACCUCCUUUAGCACCUUAGUGCAAUUCAUUGUGGUGCUAUUUGUUUUUACUUGAAUUCUUUCUUCAAUGGAAAAUGUUUGUUACUAAUCUUCUUUUCAUAGAACCUCUAUUUUUUUUCUAAACUUGAGUUUAAUAGUUCUUGUUAUGUUCAUGAUAAGAUAUGGUUAGCAUGCUUAAAGAUAUUCCUCUUCCAAAUCUCAGCACUUUAAAAAAUUCCAAAUUUUUAAACUUGCUUACUAAUAAGUGCACACCAGUCUGAUUAUUUUGUUUGUUUUUAGUGGAGUAUGGAUGCAUUGGUGUCAAUUUUAAAAAACAAUUCACGUAUUUUGGACAACCCUACAUAUUUAAUGCUUUCAAAAUAAGGUAAAAACAUUUUAUAUGGUAACAGAAUAUAUUUGUUACAAGUUCAAGUCCUGAAGUAUACACAAGAUUGACAAUUCCUAUUGUUUAUUUUUUUAAGUCACUGGAAAAUAUUUAUUGAUUUUAAUUGUCUCCAAAAUGUUAAAAUCAUGCAGUACUCAUUUUUGCACUUAAAAUUUUUCAUAUUUAUUCCAAGAUGGUUUGAAGGUCCAAGAAUGAAAAUAAAUUAGGGAGAAUAAUGUAUAAGAGUUAUAAAGUGUCAUGUUGUAUUAAAGAGCUUAGCUAAAUGUUUUUUAAAUGUAUCCUGAUAAAUGUGUUGAGUGCAUCUAUCAAGUAUUUUUAAAGUGACCAGUAGUUUACACUUUUUCCAGGAUUUUAGAUAAUUUGAAAUAAGUUUAGAGACCCUUAUUGAAGAGAUGAUUUAUUUAAAAAUCCAAAACAUUGACCAUAAGAAAAAUUUUAUAAUAAACAUCUUUAAAGCCACAUAUUCCAUACUGAUAUAUACAUUGCAUAUGUUGACAUUUUAUUAAAUACAUUUUAUAAUGAAGAAAAAUAAUUAUAGUUAAAGACCUAAUUACUACCUUAUGUGGGUAAUGAAUUUUGGGGAAAGAGUUGGUAUAUCCAGACUAGCCUUGUUGAAUAGAAGUUGAUCUUUAUUAUUUGGGGAAUGAUUGUAGAUCAAGUGACUUAGAGACUGAACUAUCCAGUCAAUGGUUAUAUGACGUUUGAGACACUGAAAGGCAGUGAUCACUGUUGUUUUCGGGCUCCCUUACUUUGUAGGAAUCUGGUAUACUUUCAGAAAUAUAUUGCAGAUUUUUUCAUAAGUCCAGACACCUUAGGAAGAAACAUGGAAAUUGUAGCUUGGGAUUUUUCAGUUUCCUAACAGCUAUGAAUAUUUUGCUGGGGUACAGUGGAGGUGGGAAGACUACUAAAAAUUUUUGCACUUGGAUUUUGUUUUUAAGACUUAUUUUCUUUAAAGGAUAGUAGAAACAAAUUAUCCAUUCCAAUGUCUUUGAUCACAAAGAACAAACAAAUGUUAGUAUCUCUUAUGAUGGUGGAAAAAAGGAAUUAAUUAAUGCAAAUAAACUUUUCACAAUAUUAGAUUUUUCAAAAUGUGCCUUUUAAUGCAGUUAAUGAAUGAAGCUUUAUGCACUGUCUCAAAUGAAUAGGUCAUAACACCAUGUAUUUUGAUAAUUUCACAUGAAAAUCAAGAUUUUAUAAUGUAGGUAUAUAAAAUUUUAUAUGCCUUCCAUUUGGGAUUUUAGAAACUGUUUAAAUUGGGGGUAACCAUGAGAUAGUCAUCUUAACUGCCACCAGGUAUCUAAAGAAGAUAUGGUUCCUGGCCUCCAGAAAAUAGUUCUUUGAUGAGAUAAUUUGCUCUCUGUAGAUGUUCAUAUACAGAGAAUUGUCAAACUUCAUAAAAGGGAAGUAUAAAGCAGAUGCCAUGAUUACUGUGAGUGUAAGUAAGUUCCUAUGAUGGUUUGGGAAUUAAUACUUCUGUCACCUGACAACUGAAGUAGCUGAAAAGCUAUUUCAUUUCCUUCUCCUGCUCAGAACUGGAAUUAAGCCCCCCUCACACUAAUAAAAAUGGGUUUUUAUAGA